CUCAUGAUGUUACGAAUAUUCAUGUCAAUAUGAUACGACUAUUUCCUAUUUGCCUGUUGUUUUUGAUAAAAGUAACAGUUUCUAAGGAAGCAGAUGGCAACGAUUGUAAAGGAUGUUUCUUUGAAGACAAAUGCCGCAAAUAUGAAGAAGAAUGGCUUGAAAAGCUGGAAAUUAUGUGUGCCACCAGAACAUGCCAUCGUAUGAGCGACGUUGAAUGGAAAGUAUAUGCAAAAUCUGUGUUUUGUCUGACGGGUGACGGGGAAUGUGUUGAGAAUGGUACAACGUGGGCAGCCCCAGAAGACGAUGAAUGCUGGACUCACACAUGCAAAAUUUUAGGAACUAGAAACAUUCGAAUAGAAUCAACAUCGGGAGGAGACUGUGCAGACGCAACGACUAACUCACCAAACGAAAGGCGAAACCGACGCGAAACCAGUUUACGAAAAACUAAAAGAGGACCAAAUGGUCCUACCGAACCAACAUUUUAUAGCCGAUGAAACGUUAACCACUGAAACACGUGUAAGAAAUAACGUAAUAAACCAAUUUAAGAACCAA
Molecule: messenger RNA, 552 nt
Organism: Octopus sinensis (East Asian common octopus)
Lineage: Eukaryota; Metazoa; Mollusca; Cephalopoda; Octopoda; Octopodidae
Exons: 5
Coding region: 30-494 (154 amino acids)
Source: RefSeq, a predicted model, not a curated record